Messenger RNA from Bombina bombina (fire-bellied toad), 774 nucleotides. RefSeq names its product mediator complex subunit 9 (gene MED9). Gene Ontology annotation, cellular component: mediator complex. Gene Ontology annotation, molecular function: transcription coregulator activity. Gene Ontology annotation, biological process: regulation of transcription by RNA polymerase II. The record is from RefSeq and is a predicted model, not a curated record. The transcript has 2 exons. NCBI's taxonomy places the organism in Eukaryota, Metazoa, Chordata, Amphibia, Anura, Bombinatoridae. Bases 42 to 383 code for a protein of 113 amino acids.
CUUGCUUUGUCGCAGUCUGAGUGACACCAGAUAGGGAAAAAAUGGCGUCUAGUGUACCCCCUAGACCUGCUGAGGAACCAGAGGAGGAGGAAGAAGAAGAUGAGGCUCCCGAAGAGGAGGAGGAAGAGUACAGCUUCUUACCGUUGGUGCACGACAUUAUUAAAUGCAUGGAUAAAGAUAGCCAGGAUGUGUACCAGGAGCUCGGCGAGCUAAAGAACAAGUUCCAAGCCAUGAGAAAGCUGGUUAACAACAUGCCCGGCAUAGACUUAAGCCCAGAACAGCAACAGCAGCACGUGCACAACCUACGGGAACAAGUUAAGACCAAGAAUGAAUUGCUGCAGAAGUAUAAGACUCUGUGCAUGUUCGAGAUACCGAAGGAGUAGCCAAGAGACCCUUGUUUGCUCUUUUGCUAAACUAAGGGAAGUAUUUAAGAACUGCCAAAGACUCGUUGCUGGUCCGUAAAAUGACUAAUAUAUUUAUUUUUGACACAUUAGGGCUGAUUAAUAAAUCCCACUAUAAUUUUUCAGCAUAUGUUUAUUUAAUAUGGAGUUUGCUAUGUUUCAAAAAAAUCUACAAGUAGGAGUGUUCUCCUCCAGAAAUGUUUGCCAACUGGGCGGUAUUAUGAAGUAACUGGGUAGGAGGUAGGGUAAUAAUUUGCGCUAUCAUCAUCAUAUUUUCUGCUAUUUAUGAAUGCUGUUUAAAGGGACAGUAAAGAGCUUGAAAAAGGGGCAGGUGCCCCGAAACGUUGCUCGUUAAUAAAGGUAUAGCUUUUAA